This is a messenger RNA of Meriones unguiculatus (Mongolian gerbil), 4158 nucleotides long. It is a transcript of the gene Ube2j1, whose product is annotated as ubiquitin conjugating enzyme E2 J1. Bases 815 to 1771 code for a protein of 318 amino acids. The transcript has 8 exons. Lineage: Eukaryota; Metazoa; Chordata; Mammalia; Rodentia; Muridae. The record is from RefSeq and is a predicted model, not a curated record.
CUCACUUUAUAACCUAAUCUCUACUGGGUCCUGGUCCCUCUUUCCUCAUCCGGCGAAACAUAUUUUCUGUCCUAUGCAUUCCACAAAGACAGACGCACCGUCCCUCGAAGUCGGAGCUGCCCGGUUUACACGCUCUUCCUAACAUUCCACGCGGACCCGCGGUUGGUUUCAUUUCUGGCAGGUUCUGAUGCACACCGAAAAACGGGUGCAUCAGCCUGCGGACUAGAGGCCAGCGGGCCACAAGCCGGGCCCGGUCCGAGGCAGCUACACCGACAGCCGGCUCGGAGAGGCGCACAGACGUCGGCGAGGCCCAGGCCGCGCCGCCCGCCCGCCGUUCCUCCCAGCAUCCCGCGAGCUCCGGGCGGGGAACCCCUGAGGGGCCCGCGGCCAGGCGGCCUCCGCGGCUGGGCCGAAGGGGACGACGAGGGUGCCGCCGCUGUCCGCAGGUCCCCGGGCCGGCCUCCCGCCGCCGCCGCCGACGGAGCGACCGCCACGAAGCGACUGCCACGUCAGGCCGACUUCACAGACCCGGCGCGGGCGGUGACGCAGCGACGCGGCGGGCGGGCGCGUCGGCCCCAGACGUCAGCCCCGCAGGCCGUCUGCAGCCCGGCGCCCGGUUCGGCGACCGGCCGGCCCUCAGGGAGGCGGACCCAGCUCGCCCGCGUCAGUCGGUCGGUCGGUCGGUCGCUCGCUCGCUCGCUCGCUCGGUCGGGCUGGACUGGGCGCUGUCAGCCGAGGCCGUCGCCAGGCGCGUCCGCCGCGCGAGACCGGGGCAGCCGCGGCGCUGACGGGAGCGGCAGCGGGGAGGCUCGCCAUGGAGACCCGCUACAACCUGAAGAGCCCGGCUGUUAAGCGAUUGAUGAAAGAAGCAGCAGAAUUAAAAGAUCCAACAGAUCAUUACCAUGCUCAGCCUCUGGAGGAUAACCUUUUUGAAUGGCACUUCACAGUCAGAGGCCCCCCAGAUUCUGAUUUUGAUGGAGGAGUUUAUCAUGGACGCAUAGUACUGCCACCAGAAUACCCCAUGAAACCACCAAGCAUUAUUCUGCUAACAGCUAAUGGGCGAUUUGAAGUAGGCAAGAAGAUCUGUUUAAGUAUCUCAGGACAUCAUCCUGAAACCUGGCAGCCUUCAUGGAGCAUAAGGACAGCAUUGCUGGCCAUCAUUGGGUUUAUGCCAACUAAAGGAGAGGGAGCCAUAGGUUCUCUAGAUUACACACCUGAGGAGAGAAGAGCACUUGCCAAAAAAUCACAAGAUUUCUGUUGUGAAGGCUGUGGCUCUGCCAUGAAGGAUGUCCUGCUGCCUUUAAAAUCUGGAAGUGAUUCAAGCCAGGCUGAUCAAGAAGCCAAAGAACUGGCCAGACAAAUUAGUUUUAAGGCCGAAGUCAAUUCAUCUGGAAAGACUAUCGCUGAAUCAGACUUAAACCACUCUUUCUCACUAAAUGAUUCACAAGAUGAUUUACCUACAACAUUCCAGGGUGCUACAGCAAGCACAUCGUAUGGAGCCCAGAACCCAUCUGGAGCACCCUUGCUGCAACCUACCCAGUCAGCUCCUAAGAGUACCUCCAUGAGCCCUCGGCAGCGCCGAGCCCAACAGCAGAGUCAGAGAAGGUCAUCCACUGCCCCCGACGUGACCCAGGGCCAGCCGCCAAGAGCCAACCGCACGGAGCACGGCGGCUCGGCCAUGCUCAUCGUCAUCCUGACCUUGGCAUUGGCAGCUCUUAUAUUCCGACGGAUAUAUCUGGCCAAUGAGUACAUAUUUGACUUUGAGUUAUAAUGCUGCUUUGUGACUUGAGAGCUGUGACUCAGUUGCUUCAUUAAACAUUCUGCAUUGGGUAUAACCUAAGGAUUGUUUACAAAAAGAUUAUUUUGUAUUUAUCCUUCGUUACUUUUUUAUUGGUAUAAAGUCAUUGUGCUAUAGGUAGCAUUCAGGCUGUGGUCCAGCAGUUUGCCCUGCUUUGAUUAAGGGACUGGAAGCCAUAGUUCCUUGUCUUACUGUUUAAUCUACUUCACAAAACAAGUAACUCAUUGUGGUUGCUCACACCCAAGCUGCUUUUCUAUAGAUUUGCAAUGCUUUUCUAUGUAGUCCUUUGGAAUUUUAACGUAAAAAGUGGUGUUUGCCCAUCUGGAGUAUUACUGGUUGCUCAGUUUGACUUGCUGAGUCCUGUCUUUAGUUAUGUAGAAAGAGAAGGAGUAAAGGAGGCAGAGGAAGGGCAGAUUCCUCACUGGCUUCCUGAACUGUCAUUUAGGGGGGAGAGACUACGGUUGCCCAUUCUGUGAUCUUUGUAUUUGAAACUUUGUUCAGUGAGAAUAAUUUUAUUUCAGGCAUUUCUGAAGGUCUUUGUUAUAUUUUUUGAUUUUGUAUAUUACUUGAAGAGGACAGACUUUGUAGCUACCUUGACAUGCACCAUCUCUAAUAUGCACACCUAUGAAAACAGGCUUUCAUAGCCCAUCUCAAGGAAGAAAGGGCCAAGCCAAGAAAUUAUUUGGUUUUUCCAUCACAAGUUAGGUGAGGAGAUCUUAAAAGUUUGAAUCCUUGCUCUACUUUCAUUUGUACAUGGUUUGAAUUCUAUGUUUAGCUCUGUAAUCACUACAGUUUUUAAUUAUUCUAGGAAUAUGCAUAAUAUUCAAAUUUUAAUAGAAAAACUCAGGGCCCAAGUAACAGUGAUAGAUUAAAAACAAACAAACUUUAUUUAGAAUAAAUAAAUCAAAGCCAAGAAAGAUUUCAAUGGGAAGUUCAUCUGUUCCUUAGUGCCAACAAGUCCCCGGAUGCUGACGUCUGAUUCUGUCUUCACAGUGCCCAGUGAGACCGCUCAAAACAGUAUCGCCUUCAGCAUGCUCCUUCAGCAACCGUGAGGGCCCUGCAUUGCCAGUUUAACUGGAAAAUAUAGGCGGUCCCCAGCUUUUCAAUAUAUCAUGUUCUCAAAGCCCAUUUAUAAGUUUUGUUUUUUAAGGACAGCUGAAUAUAAAUGUUAUUUGGGUUCUAGAUCAGUAUACAAAGGUUAACUCAUACGUUUUUUAAGUAUGUGUGGGAGGGUAGUUGGAAAGUCCUUAUGUGGUUUUGACUAAAUGCAAUUAUGGGUGAGAAAAAAACAGCUCACAAAGUCAUUUUAAAGGUGAGUUUAAUUUUCACUCCUGUUAAGUGAUUUGGGGUCUGUUAACCAUUGGACAUAAUUUCCAUUUUUAUUUGGUAGUCGGGUUUUGUUAUAUCAACACCUAAAAUUUUAAAAGGCACUGUAUGCUAUAAUAUAAUCUUAAAGUUUAUUUAAUAGAGUAGCAUUUUAUAGUUAUUCACGGAUUGUUCAUCUCUAUAGAUGAAGUUGGUAAUGUCUAAAAGCCCAAGAAUUUUGUAAAGACUUCAUGUCAGGAAGACUAUAGGUUACCAUUUUAAAAAUAAUGUUCUUGCCAUGAAAAAGCAUAUUCUGAGUUCUUAGUUUAUAAUACGAGAUAGGAGAAACAUUGGGUCAGCGGUCUCCUAGUAAGACAUGAGUUAUCCAGUGGCAAGCCUGGGUGGCCUUUCCUCUUAGGAGAGACUCAGUAUACCGUCAGCCUGUGCUGCAGUGGCUUGUGUGCUAGAGCAGCCAGUCCUCCCAGCCAGACCUUGCCAGCCUGUGGAGCUCUGUGAUCUCGCUGCGUCUUCAUAGGCACUGUGCUAAAUGUUGUGGAUGUUAUGUAAUCUUGUCCACUCUGCCCUCACUGUUGCUAAACUGGCUACCUCCUUAUAUGUGUUGGCAGUCUUUACCACCUGAUACACAUAUCAAAGUGGUACCUUGUGCUUUUCUCCCUCAUAUGCUCUAAAAAUUGUCCCUUCUAAAAAUUGUCAGUGAGCUCCCAGAAGGGCCUCUAUUGUCAAAGCCUCCGUUUAACCUCUCAGUUCCAGCAUAAGGGCCCAUACAGUGUAGAAGCUGGUAGUUAAAGUCUUAUAUUCUCGUUUUUCCCAGUUCUCAGAUUUCAAAACUCAAGGCUUUUUCACUGACCAGCAUAGCACAUGACUACACAUCAAAGUAGUUAAAAUAGCAUGCUUGAAAAAAAAUGUCUGUUUGGCUUGUAGUGACCUAAACCCAUGAGCCUUUCGAAUCUUUUGUACAUGGGGCUUUUAUGUAGCACUUUACAUUUCCAUGCUGCUGCUGUUUUAUUCUACUGAAAUAAAUGAUUUCAAGUGUC